GAGCGGUAGAUAGCCGAGGAGAGUUGUGUUUCGCCACACUAAAGCUGCAGCUUUAACCUUUAAAGGCGCUUUUUGUUGGUGGUGUGAUUUCUUACCUGUCGUGGUCGGGACAAAACGCUGUUCUGUGCUCUUCUCACUUCCUCUGGUGUGGCCUUUGCUGGUCUGCGUGGAGAACCGCCAGUCGAUGGCUCUAAUGGACAAACACAAAGUCAAGCGGCAGAGACUGGACCGCAUCUGUGAAGGCAUUCGCCCACCCAUCCUAAAUGGGCCCAUGCACCCUCGCCCCCUGGUGGCGCUGCUGGACGGCCGCGACUGCACGGUGGAGAUGCCCAUUCUGAAGGACGUCGCCACCGUGGCCUUCUGCGACGCCCAGUCCACCCAGGAGAUCCACGAGAAGGUUCUUAACGAAGCCGUGGCCGCGCUGCUCUAUCACACCAUCUCGCUCUCGCGGGACGACCUGGACAAGUUCAAAGGGUUACGGGUCAUCGUGAGGAUCGGCAGCGGGUUCGACAACGUGGACAUCAAAGCUGCAGCAGAUCUAGGUAUCGCGGUGUGUAACGUGCCGGCGGCGUCUGUAGAGGAGACGGCGGAUACCUCCAUGUGUCUGAUACUCAACCUGUACCGCCGGGUCACCUGGAUGCACCAGGCCCUGCGCGAGGGCACCCGAGCCUCCAGCGUCGAGCAGAUCAGAGAGGUGGCGGGCGGGGCCGCCCGCAUCCGAGGAGAGACGCUGGGCAUCAUCGGCCUGGGACGUGUUGGCCAGGCGGUGGCGUUACGGGCGAAGGCGUUUGGUUUCGGGGUGAUAUUUUACGACCCGUACCUGGCGGAAGGGGUGGAGAAAUCUCUGGGGCUCCAGCGCAUGGUGACGCUGCAGGAUCUUCUCAUCCACUCGGACUGCGUUUCCCUCCACUGCAGCCUGAACGAACACAACCACCACCUCAUCAACGACUUCACCAUCAAACAGAUGCGGCAGGGAGCGUUCCUGGUGAACACGGCGAGAGGAGGGCUGGUGGAUGAGAAGGCUCUGGCUCAGGCGCUGAAGGAGGGCAGAAUACGCGGAGCAGCUCUGGACGUCCACGAGACCGAACCUUUCAGUUUCUCACAGGGGCCUUUAAAGGACGCCCCCAACCUGAUCUGCACCCCCCACACAGCCUGGUACAGCGAGCAGGCCUCCAUCGAGGCGAGAGAAGAGGCGGCGCGGGAGGUCCGCAGAGCCAUCACGGGUCGUAUCCCAGACAGUCUGAAGAACUGCGUCAACAAGGAGUAUCUGAUGACGGCUUCGCAGUGGCCGCCCAUGGAGGCCGCCACGGUCCAUCCCGAACUUAACGGAGCCGGAGCUUUCAGAUACCCUGCGGGUCUGAUCGGCGUGGCCGCGGGACCUCUGCCCGGAGCCGGGGCGGGCGUCGAGGGCCUGGUGGUGGGGCCGAUGCCCAUAGCCCACGCCCUCGUCCCGGUCUCGCAUCCACCGCACACGCCCUCGCCCGGGCAGCCCACCAAGGCGGAGGCCGACAGAGACGUCCCGUCUGACCAAUAGCAUUCCAUCGGUGCCCCAGCCACGCCCUUCUCUCCUGUCGUAGGGCAGAACCCGUGCUGAUGCCCCCGACGCCCUGCUCGAUGUAAAAAAAAAAAAAAAAAAAAAAAAAAGCCCGCUCUGGGUCGACCCGGUCAAACAGAACACACACAAGUCCAGAAGUGACCCACGUAAAAAACGUUUCGCCCCUUACGAACCCCCCCCGGUCCUUCUCCUCCUCUACGUCUUUUACUUUUCCACCUGUGCAGUAAGCAAUAACUCUUCUCAAGGAUUCAGUACGUGGGUUUAUUCUUUUAUUUUAGGGUUUUUUUUUUGGUUGGUCGGCUUUUGAGAUCUUAUUUUAUUUCACACUUUGUUUUUUUGGAUUCUGGACUGACUGCAGUUUGUUCCUUUGGUGUCUCAUGAUUUUUCUUUUCCUCUCCGGCUCUUGUAACUAGUGAAGAACGUACAAACACCUCUCUCUCUCUCUCUCUCUCUCUCUCUCUCUCUCUCUCUGUCUCUGUCGUUUUACCCUCUCCUAACCUUCCUUCGUGAUCUCUCUCCAGAUUAGGUUCGGUUCUGGAAGUGUGGGCUUAGGUUUUGAAGUUGUCGCGCUCGCAGUUCUGAAGGACGGCUCGUCUCACAGCCGGGGCGGUGUUCUGCUCCUGUGGCUAUUUUUUUUUUUUUUUUUUCGUUUUCGUUUUAUCGUCUCGACGACAUCCGGUGGUGCGACUGUCCGUCUUUCCCGAAAGAGAGAGAUGCCCACGCGAGGAGGAGCGGAGUGGGUCCGGGUGUCUUCAGUCAUCUGCGUCGCUGUGACGAGAACUCCAUCGUCGGCUGCUUAUGUGAAUUUCGUUCUGCUCUGCUCUGCUUUUACUUUAUAUUUCUGAAGGCUGAAAAAGGAAAUGACAUUCUC
Molecule: messenger RNA, 2426 nt
Organism: Trichomycterus rosablanca
Lineage: Eukaryota; Metazoa; Chordata; Actinopteri; Siluriformes; Trichomycteridae
Product: C-terminal-binding protein 1-like
Exons: 10
Coding region: 185-1534 (449 amino acids)
Biological process (GO): regulation of transcription by RNA polymerase II
Cellular component (GO): nucleus
Molecular function (GO): NAD binding; transcription coactivator activity; oxidoreductase activity, acting on the CH-OH group of donors, NAD or NADP as acceptor
Source: RefSeq, a predicted model, not a curated record